GGCGGGAGAGAUUUAAAAAUAUGGGAAAGGGGUGAUGCUAUUCUACAAGAGGGGGAGAAAGCAGAGGGCCCUGGAGGGGGAGGCCCGCAGGCCGGCCUGCGGCUCCAGUCAGUGUCCCUGAAGCGAUCGCCUUGUAUAUAACCCGCACAUGUUCUCUGUUUAAAUUUUCUAACGGCACAAGGUGCAAACUGUUCUCAGAUACAUAUUUUAUUAAGUGUGCUUUUGUCUAUAGUCAAUGAAUGUGGGAACCAAAACUAAUCUGGAUAAUUAAGAACCGGUUUAUGAUUACUUACCAAGAAGCUGUUUGAUGUUUAAUCUUGAUGUUUGAAGUGUUGAAAUGUGCAUUAUGAGGAAAUUUUGAAUUUUAAACUAUUUUGGUUGCUUUUAAGUGCAAAAUACUAGUAGCAGUUAGUAUUAAUGAUGAUAAUAAAUAAUCUUGUUUUAAAUAAACUUUCGAGGUUUUCUGAAUUGAAAAUUUAUUUCGAUUAUAAUUGAACUGAUCGGCUCGGAUGCAAAAACGGAGAAAUAAUUGUUGCAGAUAAUUCAUUUCUUAUGAGACUAACUACUCAACGUUAGAUAAGUUAGCGAUGAAUGUAAAAGCCUAUUUUGAGCUCGUAAACUUAUAAUUUGCUAUACACGUGAGAGGGGUUUCUAAUUUUUUUUCCCAUGUGUGAUCUGGAAAAAACUUCAGAGCAGACAAACAAUUGAUCGGAUACAUUCAUAAUGAAGUCGCGUGUCAACAAUUGUGCGACAAUAUUUUAUUCCACAAAAAACUCAAAAUGAAACUACAAUUGCAAACCUCUGAUUGAAUUUAUAAAGAGGAAACUGCAAAUGAAACAAGCUGAGAAUAAAGAAAAUUUCGUUUGUUUUUUUUUAAUUAUGCGUACUCUUUAUUAAACGUAUACCUAACGAAGUGGAGACUAUAGAAAAUAAAAGAGCUAUUUAAUUUAUUCCCUUAAAGCUGUGGGGCAAUGUGGAGUAAAAAUCACGAAACUACAGCGUUAUAUGUCACGUAGUUCCAAGUUAUCUCUUUUCAAUGCAGUGUUUUUAAAUUGUUUUGUGAAUAAAUUUAUUUUCCUAUACUUGUUUAAAAGAGUGUUGCGAAUAAAGUGUUAAAAAGAAAAGGAAUCAGUUUGUUUACAAGCUCUGGGGCCACUUUUGCUUUAAAUUGUUCCGAGUUAAAAAUUAUUCUAAAUAUGAAUUUUAGUGCUAAAGUUGAGAAAAUUAUUUAAAGUGUUGUAGUGAUUUAAAACGUAUGAAUCUGUGAAAGUGAUAAAAAAAUUUAGUAGUUUUGAAACGUGUUGGCUUUUGCCAACCAAGUGGUUUAACAACUAAUGGUGAUGCGGUAGUUGAGGGAUUCCCGAGGGAAGCCAUGAGGGCGGCCGCUGCCUGCGUCCUGUUCCUUACUCAUCUCAUACAGGCGACAACUGGUAGCGGUUUUUUUGAAGUGCAAAUCCUUUCACUCACGAAUAACAGAGGAACCUUAGUAGACGGAAGAUGUUGUGGCGGAGGACUGAGGAUCGAUUCGGGUGAUGUGUAUUCACAAAUUUGCACGGCAUCAUGUACAACUUUCUUCUGGCUGUGCCUUAAAGAAUAUCAGUCGAAUGUCACUGCUAUAGGUUCCUGCAGCUUUGGCAACGUUUCUAGUCACGUUCUGGGUCAAAAUACUUUUACAUUGACAGAUCCAGUCACUUUACAACUUCAUUUUACAUUUAGAUGGACGAGACAGUUUACUCUAAUUUUACAAGCAAAAGACGAAAGAAGUGAAGGAGUCAUCGAAGAAGCGACUUAUAGUGGAAUUGUUUUACCAGGGCCAAAAUGGCACACCCUUAAUCAUCAUGGAAAAAAUGCAAACCUAGCAUAUCAAGUGAGGGUCCAGUGUGCAGACCACUAUUAUAAUGCAACUUGUACCAAGUUUUGUCGACCCCGGAACGACAUCUUUGGACAUUAUAUGUGCGAUGCAAAUGGAGACAAAAUUUGUAUACAAGGAUGGAAAGGAUCUGAUUGUGAAACGGCUGUUUGCAAAGAAGGCUGUCAUCCUGUUCAUGGACACUGCAAUGUAAGCGGCGAGUGUAAAUGUCGACAUGGUUGGAGAGGUGAAUUAUGUGACCAGUGUACACCAUAUCCAGGAUGUAAACACGGAUACUGUAAUGGUUCGAGUUGGCAGUGUAUCUGUGACACAAAUUGGGGUGGGAUACUCUGUGAUCAAGAUUUAAACUAUUGUGGUACUCAUGAACCAUGUCAAAAUGGUGGUACUUGCGAAAAUACAGCUCCUGAUCAAUACAGAUGCACUUGUCCUGAAGGAUUUUCCGGACCAACUUGCGAAAAGGUUGACAACCCCUGUGCCUCGAAUCCUUGCCUAAAUGGUGCUACUUGCAGAGAAAUUGGUGAAAUGGCAGUUUGCGACUGUGCGCCAGGUUACACUGGAGCAUCUUGUGGAACGGAUAUCGAUGAAUGUGCUUCACAACCUUGUCAAAAUGGAGGGACUUGUAUAGAUGAACAAAAUAGUUUUACUUGUACCUGUCCAUUUUCAUGGCAGGGAACUCUCUGUCAAUUUGAUGUUGAUGAAUGUACACUUUUGGAAUCUCCUUGCAAGAAUUCAUUAACUUGCGUUAAUCUCGCUGGCGAUUAUAGAUGUCGAUGUAGAAGCGGAUUUACUGGAAAGAAUUGUACAAAGAACAUGGACGAUUGUAUAGGUCAGUGUCAACAUGAAGCACUAUGUAUCGACCUGGUUAACGACUAUCAUUGUUCCUGCACACCUGGUUAUUCAGGAAAAGACUGUGAAAUUGAUAUUGACGAAUGUGCCUCCAAGCCAUGUAAAAAUGAUGGUGAAUGUAGAGACCUCGUAAACUCUUAUGAGUGCGUUUGUCCAGUUGGAUAUACUGGAUAUCAGUGUGAGAUUGAUAAAGAUCAUUGCAGUCCUAAUCCCUGUAGAAAUUUAUCUCCUUGUUUUAAUACUCAGACAGACUACUAUUGUCACUGCACUCCUCAGUGGCAAGGGAAGAAUUGCUCCGAGCAGGCUACACAUCACCUUCAGUUUGGAGACUCAAAUGAUGGUCUAGGAUGUGGAAGUGAGGAAUCUCUUUGCGGUGGAAGAGGUAGAUGCAGCAGUGGUAGAUGUAUUUGUGAUCCUGGAUACACUGGAGUCCAUUGCCAUGAAAAUAUUAAUGACUGUAGGGGAGAUCCUUGCAUAAAUGGAGGAACUUGCGUAGAUCUGGUCAAUUCUUUUCAAUGCAUAUGUAGGGAAGGAUGGUCUGGGGAUCUUUGCGAUCAAGAUGUCAACGAGUGCAUAAAUUCCCCCUGCCGAAACAAUGGAACCUGCGUCGAUGGAGUAGCAGACUUUACUUGCAUCUGUCACGAUGGUUGGAAGGGGAAGACCUGCGCCCUACAAGCGGGUCAUUGCGAACCGGAAACGUGUCGCCAUGGAGGAGUAUGUCGGGACCACGGAGAUGGGUUUUCUUGUGAUUGCCCUCUGGGUUGGGAAGGCGCAGUUUGUCAUAUAGCAUCUCCAGCUUGUGCAAGCAAUCCUUGUGAAAAUGGAGCUACAUGUGUUAAUAGUGCUGAUGGAGGCUACCGAUGUAUUUGUCGAGAAGGAUAUGAAGGCCCCAAGUGCAGAAGAGACGUCGAUGAUUGCCAGCCAUUUCCUUGUUUGAAUGGAGGACGCUGUGUGGAUGGAGUUAACUGGUUUAGGUGUGAGUGCGCUCCAGGUUUCACGGGACCCGAUUGCAGAAUAAAUGUCAAUGAAUGUGCCAGUGAUCCUUGCAUGGGUGGUGCAACCUGCGUCGAUAAAAUCGCUAGUUAUUCUUGCAUUUGUCCUGCAGGUCGAACCGGGUCACACUGUGAAAUUCAAACAUCUGGAGGACCAAGGUGUAUUGCUGCCAUUUGGGAUGACGAGUGCAAUAUUUGUGAAUGCAGAAAUGGCAAAAAUCAAUGCAGCAAUGUCUGGUGUGGGCCUGAUAACUGCCUAAAUGGAACUUCGUGUUUGGCUCAUGAAGUCUGCGUUCCUUCGCCAGGAGAAAGUUGUCUAGCUCCGAAUUGCCCUGCAUGGGCUGAGUGCCGUCCUACUGAAAGUGGAAAAAGAGUUGGGCCCCCAGCUCUUCCAGCACCUCCUUCAUGUUGGCCUGGACAAGCCAUCACGGGUCCGACUUGUUCAAGACUGACGAUUUUACUUAGAAGAGAGACAUUAAUAGCGGGGACCUCAGUAGAAUUGAUUUGUCGUAAACUGAGAAGAAUACUAGCUGAUCCUAGAAGACCACAAUCAGUAGUGCUCCUCUGCGACUUGAGAACAGGAGAAAAUGACACGAUAGAAGUAACAAUUUUCUCUGAAGCGGCAGUAGCCGCUGCUAGGGAUCUAGGUGAAUCGCUGAGUAGACCUUUAAGCAGAGUACUCGCGUUGGCUUCCGUUUUGGAAGUCAAAGUCGAGACAUCUUCACUUAGUGAACUUCCUUCUACUACAGCAAGUGGUAAUGGGUUUCUAGCGGUAUUUGGUGGAGCUUUAGCAACAAUUCUUGUUCUUUUUAUUUUUGGAGGACUUUGGUAUCUUAGGUCAAUGAAUCAGAGAUCAGGAGUAACUGCAACGACAAGCAGUGAAACUUCUCUCCAUAGAAAUAGAAGUGAUUUAGAUGAGAAGUCAAAUAAUUUACAAAAUGAAGAGAAUCUUAGGAGGUACGCGAAUCCCUUAAAAGAGCAAGAUAUUGUUGAACCUAGAGUUUCAGUUGUAAGACCCUUAUCUGGAGUUUCCUUAGGAACUAUAGGAUCCGGUGAAGAAAGCCUUGAAAUGAUCACAGAAGACAGUAGACAUCGACUGCCACCUUUAUAUAAACCACCUAGUGCAGAAAUUAGAAAUAAUACUGUUAGUUUUAGUUAUGAAGAUGGUGCUCAUAAACCUUACAUCAAGCCAAGGCUUCAAGAACCAUCCUAUCUUCAACAGCCAAGUACGAGUCAAAUUUCUGAUUCACAUCAACUGCUUACAGUGCAUGUAUAAUCUUUUUCUUGCUGUGCAAAAUCGAUCAUGAUCUUCCAUUAAUUACUAUUCUUGUAAAGGAUUAAAGCAGGGACUUUCCACAAAAUGGAAUCGAAUUUGAAGAAAAACUCGUUACUUUUUUUGAAACAGUAGCUUGAAUUUGUUCCUGUAACGGUAUGCACUUCUUUUAUCGUAUAAGUAUCGGUAAAUUUUUUGCAGAAAUCUUCUAUGUUUCCGUAACAGUUUGAUUUCUGAUUUCUCUUAAUUACCUAGAUGGUACAAAAACUUGCAGUAUGCAUGUCGUGAUAAGCAACCUACUGUGCUAUCUGGGUAGGAACAAAAUUAGUACUAAACUUUUAUUUAAGAAAGUAUGGAAAUAUUACUUAAAGACGUAAAUAUUGUUUUUAAUUAAAACUAAUUAGGAAUGCUUUGAAACGGAAAUAAACUGAAAAAUCAAUUCCACUUAAUGUAUGGAUUAUGAUUAAAAAAGAUUCUGCACGCUAUUUCAGAUCUAGAAAAAAUUAAAACUAUAUGUAUAUUAUAUACGCACAACAUAAACUUACAUGUUGUCAAAGUCCUUGCAUUGAAAUUGAGUUUAUAACAAAAGAUAACUUGCAUUGAUUAUUGGAGAUUGAAUAUUGUAAAUAGUUUAUAUCAAUUUUAUUUCUGUUACUAAAGGAUUUAUGUUUAUACAACAUCCGUCAUUUUAAUUUUGUAAAAAAAACUUUGAAAAGUGACAUAUUAAUUUGUUGGAUAUGGAAUAUAGGGGACACCGGGGUUGAAAGUGCCGGGGGUAAGUUGUGCCGAUAGGAAUAUCUCAAAAACAAAAAAUUCUUUUUUUGAAAAGUGGAAGUGAGAGAAGUAUUGUUUUAUUUAUGCGUAUCUUUGGCAACUAUUUUGAUUUUGUCUGCUUCACGGAAUAAUUAUCUGUUAGUAAUUUGGUGCAUUAGCGGCACUCACAUGCAAGUUUUCAUGUUUACACUUUUUGGUCUAUUUUUGCAUUUUUAAAGAUAUCGAUUCAUAUUUUUUUAAAAAUGAUCUAAAUUUAUCGAGGAAUUCAAUGGUAUAUUGAUCUUAACAUUUUAUUUAUCUACUUUUUUAAUAUUUGAUAAAAAGUGAGCGUCGAUGCAACGAGGUUAAUUGUGCAUUUCGCUUGGGGCUGGUUGUGCCGCUGUCAAUCGCUACAUAACCAUAAUCUACUAUUGCCUCGUUUGUUCCAAUAGUUAUUCCAACCCGAAAUCAAGAGAAAAGUGGAUUUAAUACAUCAUUUGCAAAAACUGGGCACAUUUAAAAUGUGUGAAGGGUAAAAAAGGGUCAGUUACAUGUGUGUGAAUUGUGAUUUCAUAAAAUCGCAUUCGGAAUACGUACUCAUGUCUUAAAAAUUAUUUAUUAAUCAGAAAGUAGAGUUUUUUACAGUUGAUUAACGAUACAAAUAAGUAUUACAAAAAAUAUUUUAAAAGACUGCCCAAUUAUGUAAUUGUAAAAUUUAAGACAGAAAUGUUUAUUUAUUUACAAAAAUCUAUAAAUGUUACGAUUAUUGGAAAAAUUCUUUGAAUGUUUAUAAUAAAAAUACUUAUUACAAAAAAUAUAUUUUAAGUGACUGACUAACUUUGCAAUUAUAGAAUAUGAGUCAGAAAAUGUUUAUUUGUACCUACUAAAAGUGGUACUAAAAAAAAGAAAUCUUAAGAUUGUUCAUAAAAACCUUUAAAAGUUUAUAAUAAAUGUAUAACAAAUAAUAGUAAAUCAUAUACUGUCAAUAAUUAUUUUAUUUCUUACGCGUAAAAUCAUUUGCUUUAACUUAAACAACUAAAAAAUCUGAGCGGCACAACCGACCCUGGCGUCGGCACAACUCUCCCCAGCGCGGAGUGCGAUGUGUCGCGUCGCCUUGCUGCACAAAAUCAUUUUUUACAAAAAAACUGUUCAAAAUUAUCAAAAAAUAAUAAUGGAUUGAAAAACUACAUUAAAUUUUACAAUAGGUAGACUAUAAAUUAAAACAAAAAGUUGCCAUUUUACUACCAUUUUCGUUAGUUUUCUCAGAAUCGGCACUUUCAGCCCCGGUCUCCCCUACUUUAAAAAUCUUAAAAGCAACAAUGUGAACAAUGAUUACCUAUAUUUGAUUAUUAAUACGAAAAGAUAAGUAUAAUUAUCAUGAAAUGAAAUGUACACUAAUGUAACAAUUUACAAAAUUUGAAAAGUUGAACUGUUUGAUGAUAUAAAUAUCAGACGCACGGAUCGAGAUGACCCAAGUGGAAAAAAAAGUCUAGCAAUUUGACGGUCACAACUAGGAAAGAAUAAACAUUGAAUAGAAUACCCCAACCGGGAGACCGAGACUAAUCAGAACGCCUCUUUCCAUAUGUGAGCGUAUAAUCGCUUGACUCUUUCCCCAAACUGUCAAUGAGUCUUCUCGGCCAGUGCGUAUAAUGUACUCAAACAGUUAAAGUUUUCAAAACUUGUGAAAAUUGUCAUUUUCAUUUCAUGAUAAUUAUGCUUAUUUUUUCAAAUGACUAGUCAAAUAAGGUGUCGUACCCUACUUUUAUACAUAAAUUUUACAUUUUCACAAAGAAAAUAAUAAAUUUUUAUCUUUUACUAAAAAAAACGUGUCCGCAAAAAUUUGCAUGGUUUGUUUUUAUUAAAAAUUUUUUUUAUAUGAGCCAGUUAUUGAUAAAUUUGAAAAAGUACCAAAUGUCCUGAAUUUUUGACCUUCCAUUAGCGCCAAAAAAAUUAAACGAACAAUGCUAAAAAAACAGUCCAAAUUUUCCUAAAAAAGGUAUUGUAAAACCAAAAUGGAUUUCCAUAGAUUUAGACCUACUAAAUUCAAAAAUCACACUUAAGAAGUUCCAACCUUUGGAAGUUCAACAAAAACGAUUGAAAAGCUUCCCUGCAAUAAGAAAUAAUAUUAUGCAAAAAUAGUAAAUUGAGAAAAAUUAACAUAAAUAAGACAUUAAGGGGGGAAACUCGUGUAAAUGCACGUUUUUCAGGAAUUUAAAAUAAAACCGGUAAAAUUUAAUAAAUUAAAGUAAAGCAUACCUUAAAGUACACAAUAUAAGCUUUAAAAAAAAAAUUUUUUAUUAAAAAAUAUCCCAAAUUGCGGCGUUACAGGUGUUUGAAGUUGCAUCUUUGAUUUUGCGCCGUGCACCCUACAGGUCAGAAAUCUCAAUUAAAAUUGUCGGAUCGGGCUGUAACUUGCACACAGUUUAGCCCUAGGGGCGAGUACUUUAACCACGAAGUAUUAUUAGGUUUUUUCAAAAACUGUAGGAGAGGGAAGGGAUUGAAUUUUUUUGAAAAAUUUAAGCAGUGAAUUUUUGAAGACUUGUAACUUUUAAACAGAAAGAUGAAAAAAUAUUUUACCUACAUGUCUUCAAAAGGUUUUUUCCUGCUCUUUUGAAUGGUGAAAAAUGUUUUUUAAAGAAUUUAAAAUUUGACCCUUUUUUGAAAAUUAAAAAUAUUUUUAACUUUUUUUUUUAAUUCGAUCUUUUUAGGGUUCUGUACCCGAAGGGGAACCCUAUUAAUGAGACUAGUGAAGCAAGGCAUGUACUACCCCCCGCUAGCGGCCACACGAAUUUAUCUAGAGGGCUGAAAUUUGGUAUACAUAUGUAUUUUGGCGUGUAGAUUACAGGAAAAAUAUAGCGAAUCUCAUAGGAAUUAAUUAUAGCGUUGUCAAGGAAAAACCAAGAAUUUUUACGAAAAAUCCCUGAAAAUGACUAUGUACCCCCACCCCUUGGUUCCCACAUCUUUUUACAUAAAGAGCUCAAGUUUGGUACCCUUAUGUAUUUUUACGUGAAAACUACAGGAAAAAUAUAGCGAACAUGAUUCGGAUCAAUUUACAUAGCGUUGUCAAGGAAAAAUAAAAAAUUUUGAAAAAAGCGUUUAAUCCUCCUAGCGCACACACUAUUUGACCAAGACAGUUCAUAUUUGGUAUACUUACGUAUUUUUGCAUGUAGAUUACAGGAAAAAUAUAGCGAGCACG
Messenger RNA from Leptopilina boulardi, 8930 nucleotides. RefSeq names its product protein jagged-1-like (gene Ser). Lineage: Eukaryota; Metazoa; Arthropoda; Insecta; Hymenoptera; Figitidae. Gene Ontology annotation, biological process: multicellular organism development; cell communication; heterophilic cell-cell adhesion. Gene Ontology annotation, cellular component: protein-containing complex; plasma membrane. Bases 1373 to 4984 code for a protein of 1203 amino acids. Gene Ontology annotation, molecular function: calcium ion binding; Notch binding. The record is from RefSeq and is a predicted model, not a curated record. The transcript has 6 exons.